Molecule: messenger RNA, 961 nt
Organism: Zophobas morio
Lineage: Eukaryota; Metazoa; Arthropoda; Insecta; Coleoptera; Tenebrionidae
Product: ubiquitin-conjugating enzyme E2 L3
Exons: 3
Coding region: 236-700 (154 amino acids)
Source: RefSeq, a predicted model, not a curated record
AUUUGGGUGAAUUUAGUGUGACGAAUUACAGAUGGCAGGCCUGUUCAUCUGUCAAAUUUUAGUGGAAGGACGAAAGUAAUGGGCGAGUGAAACACGAAAAUAUUUUCUACAACGUUACAAGUGCUUUUUUUGAUAUUAAACAUCUAAUUUCAUCUAAAUAUUACUUCGUCGAAGUGUUUUUGUAAAUAAAUAUCACCCUAGAAAGUUAGUGAUUUGCCAAAAAGUUGUAGACAAAAUGGCAGCCACUAGGAGGUUACAAAAAGAACUGGGAGAUAUAAGGAAUUCAGGAUUAAAGUCAUUCCGGGAUAUACAAGUGGACGAAACAAACAUCUUGACAUGGCAAGGUUUAAUAGUUCCAGACAACCCUCCAUACAAUAAAGGCGCUUUUAAAAUAGAAAUAAAUUUCCCAGCAGAAUACCCCUUCAAACCACCUAAAAUUAACUUCAAGACGAAAAUAUACCAUCCAAAUAUAGAUGAAAAAGGACAGGUCUGUCUACCUAUUAUUAGUGCCGAAAAUUGGAAACCUGCUACAAAGACAGAUCAAGUUAUCCAAGCUUUAGUGGCACUCGUUAAUGAACCAGAACCUGAGCACCCUCUGCGUGCAGACUUAGCUGAAGAAUACCUUAAAGAUAAGAAGAAAUUUACGAAAAACGCUGAAGAGUUUACGAAAAAACACAGCGAGAAGAGACCGACGGAUUAAUGAAGAGCGGACUGUGAUUACUUAAUUUUUUAUUUUAAUCCACGAUAGUUUUCAGCACACUCGACGAAUUCACGGGGUGUAUUUAUAUUGACAUUUAAAAUUAUAUUUUCUGUGUUACCUCACUCGUUUUCAUGGGCCCCUUUAUUUUUAUUUACUUUAUUAAUAUAAGUGAGUGGAUUUCUGUUCAUGUAACGUGGGGUAGAUUAUUUAAUUUGCAAAAUGCUUAUGUAAAAUUAAUUCUUCAAUAAAUACAAAAGUUUA